UUGUGUUAAAAGCAUUAAUUACACUGUAGCUCAUUCCAGACAUUUUAAAUCGAUGUCGAUGAGAAAAUUCACUAUAAAUACAAAUCGAUCGUAACAAUUUUUAGAAAAUUUAAACUUAUAAAUAAUUCAGAAAUCAAAAUAAAAAAUAAUACAUUUGUAAUAUAAAACUUUGAUUAUAAGAUUAUUUUCUAUAAUUUUUAUUAUUAUUUUUUUAAUGUAUCCGUGUUAGUUUUGUCGAUCGUCGCUAGAGGACGGUAAGUUACAGUUGUGGUGCUUAUGCUUAUCUGUAUAGUUGUGUUCUUGUUGAAAUCAGUUCUGUCAAUUAAAUAAAAAAAAAAUAAUAAUAAUUUGUAUUUAUCGAAAGGAUUUUUCUCAAAUUAUUAAUUAUUUUUAUGUGACGCUGAAUUGUUUAGUCUUAUCAUUAUUUCCCCAAGUAUUGCUCAGGGAAAGAAUAUAUAUAAGAUGGCUACAGAAGAUGAGUUUGUGGAGCCUAUUAGUAAUAAGGAAAAGAUACAAAUAGUAACGGAAUUUAUGUUGCGGGCUCCACCGGGAGAAUUCAAUGAAGUGUUUAAUGAUAUUCGGGUCCUGCUCAAUAACGAUAUGUUAUUAAAGGAAGAAGCUAUUGAAGCAUGUGGAAAAUAUAACAAAGAGCAACUAAUUCCUAUUAGAAUUGAAGGCCUACAACACAAAGUAUUGCUUACUGAAUAUAAUGAAUUAGAUAAAGGUUAUUUUUAUGAUCCAAGGAGUGGCAAAGCAUUUAAGUAUGAUCAUUUGCGAAAAGAAGUGUCUGAUGUUCAUCCUAUGGAGAGUGAUAUGUAUAUAGAACCAUGGCGUUCAGCAUUAGAAUCUUUAUGGAUAACAUAUACCCAAGAUCAUUAUAAACAUGGCACUUGUUCUGUGUUUGGUACCGUUCAACAUGGAGAUAUUGUUCUCAUUGCAUGUAUUGAAGAUCAUCAGUUUCAACCAAAGAAUUUUUGGAAUGGACGUUGGCGAUCCAUUUGGACAAUAACAAUUCCUUCUGGAUUAGGAGUAGCAGAUAUUAAUGGAUUAGUAAGAGUGCAGGUUUGUUAUAUUUAUAGUUAUAUAUUAUCAAAUUAUAAUAAAAUUUAAAUUUUUAUAAGUUAUUUUGAAUUACCAACUA
Messenger RNA from Centruroides sculpturatus (bark scorpion), 1141 nucleotides. Its product is annotated as F-actin-capping protein subunit alpha-like. Gene Ontology annotation, molecular function: actin filament binding. Bases 463 to 1110 code for a protein of 215 amino acids. Gene Ontology annotation, cellular component: actin cortical patch; F-actin capping protein complex. The transcript has 6 exons. Gene Ontology annotation, biological process: actin cytoskeleton organization; barbed-end actin filament capping. The record is from RefSeq and is a predicted model, not a curated record. Lineage: Eukaryota; Metazoa; Arthropoda; Arachnida; Scorpiones; Buthidae.